GCAGACUGUGACAUUUUCCAAGUCAUGCCAUUUUUGGAGUUCAUAGCUGGGAGUGUUUCAGGUGCAGUGGGACUUGCUGUUGGCCAUCCAUUAGACACCGUGAAGGUGCGUCUCCAAGCCCAGUCUGUGUACAGAGGGAUAUUUCACUGUGUGGCCAAAACCUACUCUCAUGAAGGCGUCCAUGGAUUCUUUAGGGGCAUGUCGUUUCCGGUUCUGACCACUGGCAUUCUCAACUCCAUUAUCUUCGGCGCUUACAGCAACGGUUUGAAUUACCUCUCCCAGUCUCAGCGGAGUCAGUGCAGACCAGCCUCGGAUGCACACGUCUUCACUGCCGGCUGUUUUUCAGGAGUGAUGCAGGUGAUGGUUUGUGCGCCGAUUGAUCUGGUAAAGGUGCGUCUGCAGGGUCAGACAUCUGCAGACCGGUACCGUGGACCUGUCCACUGUGUGGCUGUCAUUCUGAGGGAGGACGGACUCAGGGGUCUGUUCAGAGGGGCCAUGGCUGUCGCUCUGAGGGACAUACCCUGCUAUGGAUUCUACUUCCUGCCUUAUGAGGUCAUUCGAAGGGCUCUGACGGAGACUGGACAGCAACCGGGGACCUUUGCCAUCCUGAUGGCAGGUGGCGUGGCGGGCGUGGCGAGCUGGGUGAUUGCCACGCCCAUGGAUGUUGUGAAAGCUCGGCUCCAAAUGUCUGGCGCCGGGGGCCGGCGGUUCAGCGGGAUCCUCCACUGCAUCAGAGUGAGCGUGAGGGAGGAAGGAGUCCGAGUGUUUUUCAAAGGCCUCCUGCUGAACUGCGUGAGGGCCUUCCCCGUCAACGCCAUCACCUUCCUCAGCUACGAGAGCCUGAUGAAGAUCCUCUGUCCAUCGGGAGAGUGA
Molecule: messenger RNA, 873 nt
Organism: Nematolebias whitei (Rio pearlfish)
Lineage: Eukaryota; Metazoa; Chordata; Actinopteri; Cyprinodontiformes; Rivulidae
Product: solute carrier family 25 member 45
Exons: 6
Coding region: 25-873 (282 amino acids)
Biological process (GO): transmembrane transport
Cellular component (GO): mitochondrion
Molecular function (GO): transmembrane transporter activity
Source: RefSeq, a predicted model, not a curated record